Paramuricea clavata is the source of this 652-nucleotide messenger RNA. Lineage: Eukaryota; Metazoa; Cnidaria; Anthozoa; Malacalcyonacea; Plexauridae. The record is from the annotation of a GenBank genome assembly.
AUGGCAUCCCUAAACCACAGUAGAGAAGUGGGAGAUUUGUUGGAUAGAAUGACACUUGGUGUUGUCAAAACAUUAGGUACACAUUUUGCAGUUUCAUAGGAACAUAUCAAUGCAUGAGAUCUUGCUAAAUCAUCAAGGGUGACAUUUUCAUGAUGCCUCGCUGAAAAACACGGAUAAAAUUUAUGAAAACGUCCGCCUUGUUGGUAUAAAAGUAAUGAAACCAGUUACUAAAGUCAGUAUUAGUGCAUUACCUGAUAUUUUUGAAGAAAAGGGGCAUACUGCUUCCAAAUGCUGUACCCUACUUUGUUAUUUACUCUGUCUAAUGCCAGGCAAUCCAUUUAGAUCUGCAAUGUGCCUUACUGUAUUAUUUUACUCUGUCUAAACCCACUACCCAGACAGUUUUACUUGUCAAGGAGAAAACGCUGGAACAUGAAGCCUCUUCCAUUCAUCGUAAGAGCCUGAACUCACAAAUUCUUAGAGUGCUGACUCACAGCAUGCUUGCGAGUUGGUUUUUGCGAUGAGUGGAAAAGAGCCUUUAAAUGAGUUAAGUAAAUGUAUUGUUUAAUUGUUAGAAAACAAGCCUGGCGUUUGUGAUGUUCGAUUUCUUGACAAGAAACCUGCUGAGAUGAGUGCCAUUUACUCUUGGGAACAG